AGCUGCGACGUGAAGAAUCCUCCAGACAUCUCCGGACAGAUGUCCUUCAUUAAAGUCAGGGUGGUCAUGAAAGAGGCUCUUCCUCAGACCAGCGCGGCGGUGAUCGUGGGCGGCGUGAUCGGAGCCGUGAUCGGCAUCAUCAUCAUCGCUGUGGUCACCUACCUGAUCAUCAGACGGCAGGAGCCCAGUCACGACUACGAAGGCUGCACCUCGUUAGAGAGUGUGAGCUCGCAGAACACUAGGGUGGGGAAGAAAGCGGAGUCUAGCAACGACAACUCGCGCUGCUCCAGCCCCUCCGCCCCUGUACAGGGGCCGGUGAUUUACGCCCAGCUCGAUCACUCCGGCAGCAAGACCUCCUUCCACAAGAUAGAGCCGGUGGUGUACGCAGACAUCCGCAAGAACUAGAGCGCCGUGGCACGUGACCGGUCAGACGGGUGGGGAUUAUUUUUUGUACUGCACAUUCCAUGAUACCUGUCAUGCUGGUUUGAUUCUGUACUGCGGUUGCAAAUCCUGCGCUGUUUCUGAUUCAGACUGAAGCACUAUUGCAUCACAAGAUCAUGUUAACUGGAACACUGUGGAUGAGAGUGCCUUCAUCGACUAACACCUGUUACACACUUCCUGUGUUUUCUUCUUGUUUUAUUUGCCUUUUGUAUAUGAAAACAGACAUAUCUGUCUAAUUUUAUACAUGCAUAUAUAUAAAUAUAUCAAACUGAAUG
Sinocyclocheilus grahami is the source of this 716-nucleotide messenger RNA. RefSeq names its product myelin protein zero-like protein 1. The record is from RefSeq and is a predicted model, not a curated record. NCBI's taxonomy places the organism in Eukaryota, Metazoa, Chordata, Actinopteri, Cypriniformes, Cyprinidae. The coding region runs from base 40 to 405 and encodes 121 amino acids. The transcript has 6 exons.